UUGUGUAGUGAAGAUGUGAAACUACAGUAACUCACAGGUGAACAGCAGAGCGUCAGUCCGCUCUCCUCUCCUUUCCCAUCCACUGCCGCUGCUGCAGGCAGACACUAACGAGAGCGCGGAGGAAAGCUCACGAUUCAGAACCGACCAGAAUAACCAACCGUCUGACUCCUAAAAUCACGUUUUCAGAUUCCCGAGUUGAGAAAAAUCUCGUGACUUGACCUGAAAAUCGGAUUGAAGAGGACAUGCGUAAAGCGGAGCUACAGAGGAACUCUUAAUAAAUGAGCUGAAGUGUCAAAAGGAUUUAUUUCUCUUUUCGGUCUCCGGGUUUGCUCUUGUUGGCGUGCAGGAAUGAUGCGUGCUUCACUGGACUUAUAAUCGACUUGGCUGAUGAAACACUUUGUCAACCCUUUUUUUUGUUGCUUUACUGCAACCCAGUGAGAAACCCGCAAAACAUCACUGUAGUGCAGUGGUGAUGGACCUUCGUUUUGGUAUCUUGGUUAUGCACGCUUUUGAGUCACCCUGCUUUCAUGUGAGAUGCAUUACUUCUGCUCACAAUUCCUGCUCGUUUGACUUUUUUAAAGAGCGGCGGAUGCUCCAAAUGUCUUUCCAUCAGUCUGCAUGAGGGAUGGCGACCAAACCGCACCAAGUCCAAGAGUGGUUUUCUACACGUUUGCACCUGUUCGGGUGGAUAAUGACAGUUUAUGCCACAGGUGAAUGAACAUCGGCUCAGUUCUUUUUAACAGCGAGUGUUCUGAAGCUGUUUUCUGACUCUGGCAUUCAAGAUCGAGCUUGUUGCACAGUGACAAUGGAUCUCAAAGUAGAAACCGAAGAAAUGGACGCAAAUCAACCUCCACCCAUAGAAGUUUUUGCGCACAGCUCGACCCUGCACGGGAUCUCUCACAUUUUCACGUACGAGCGGUUCUGCAUCAAACGCUGCCUGUGGGUCGUGUUUUUCUUGGGCUCUCUGACCUUCUUGCUGUACGUGUGCGUGGACCGGAUCCACUUCUACCUCGAGUACCCGCACGUUACCAAACUGGAUGAGGUCACGACCCCGACCAUGACGUUCCCCGCGGUCACCUUUUGCAACCUGAACGCGUUCCGCUUCAGCCGGGUGACGCGCAAUGACCUGUACCACGCAGGGGAGCUGCUGGCCCUGCUCAACCAGAGGUAUGAGAUCAGAGACAUACAUCUUGUGGAGGAGAGCGUUCUUGAGACCCUAAAGGUCAAAGCCGAUUUCCAUAAUUUCAAGCCGCGACCCUUCAACAUGCUAGAAUUCUACGACCGCACUGGUCACGACAUCAACGACAUGCUGCUCUCCUGCCACUUUCACGGCACCGAGUGCAGAGCGGAGGACUUUAAAGUGGUGUUCACUCGCUACGGAAAGUGUUACACCUUUAAUGCCGGCGAUGAUGGACGCCCUCCCCUCAUCACCACCAAGGGAGGUAUGGGUAAUGGACUGGAGGUCAUGCUGGACAUUCAGCAGGAUGAAUACCUGCCUAUCUGGGGAGAAACAGAUGAGACGUCAUUUGAAGCUGGGGUCAAAGUUCAGAUCCACAGUCAGGACGAGCCUUCCUUCAUUGACCAGCUCGGGUUCGGAGUGGCACCUGGGUUUCAGACGUUUGUUUCCUGCCAGGAACAGAGGCUGAUAUAUCUUCCCCCACCCUGGGGAGAUUGUAAGGUGACGGCCAUGGAUUCAGACUUCUUUGAUAGUUACAGCAUCACAGCCUGUCGCAUUGACUGUGAAACACGUUACCUGGUAGACAACUGCAACUGUCGCAUGGUGCACAUGCCUGGCGAUGCACCCUACUGCACCCCCGAGCUGUACAAAGAAUGUGCUGACCCAGCGCUUGAUUUCCUGGUGGAGAGAGACAAUGAUUUCUGUGUGUGUGAGACGCCGUGCAACAUGACCAGAUACAGCAAAGAGCUGUCCUUCGUCAAGAUCCCCAGCAAGGCCUCUGCUAAAUAUCUUGCAAAGAAAUACAACAAAUCUGAGCAGUAUAUUAAGGAGAAUCUCCUGGUGUUAGACAUCUUUUUUGAGGCUCUGAACUAUGAAACAAUUGAACAGAAGAAGGCUUAUGAAGUGGCUGGACUUUUAGGUGAUAUUGGUGGUCAGAUGGGACUUUUUAUUGGGGCAAGCAUACUCACCAUUCUGGAGCUAUUUGACUACCUUUAUGAGAUAAUAAAGUACAAGCUGUGUCGCUGCUCUGAUAAGAAGCACAAGCACAACAACAACAACGACCAGGGAACGGUCCUGAGCUUAGAUGAUGUCAAGUGUCACGUCAGUAACUUUCACUAGGCUUCUGCAGCCGCAAGGAGGGAGCCGCUGCACUCUCUUGUCUCUGAGUGGUUUCGUGGACUUCAUUGUUCAUUGCAGUUUGCCAGACUGCAGGAGCAACAGGGGAAGUGUCUGAACUGUGCCUGGUUAAGGUUUGUGAGCGACGAGAUGAAUUCAGCAUGUGGCUGAAGUCAGGAGAAGCCACACAGACAGCAGGACAGCAGAAACCAGUGAUCAACAUGUUGUGAUGAAUUAAGAAUAACUGCAUGGUCAUCUGUAAACAGCUUUUCAAGACAUAGUAACAGAUACAGUAAAUGGGGGCAUGAGCUAAGCUAAGGUUCAGUAAAUCAGCAUUAGAAAUCCCAGCUGUGUGGUGGUUUCGUCAUCUGUCAAAAAGUAGCUUUCUGUAAAAUAAUUUAUGUAACAAGUUAAUUUUUCACUUACAAAAUGUUAUUUAUUAUUUUAGGUCAUUUAAGUUUUAUUUAGGUAUUUGCAUGUCAGUACUGCACAUUCUUUUCACUUUUGUCCUUUGACGUUUGCUUUCAUCACUCUUUUGUUCUUGACUUUUUGUGCUUUUUUUCUACCAACUUUCCAUUUUUAUAUUAAUGUCAUCCAACCUCAUCUUGUGACAGUCUUCCCUUGUUAAAAACCUGAGCAUUUUGCCAAUAUACUGUACUACCUCAUUUUGCAAGGAUGACAGCGCCCUGAAGAAUUUACUAGCCAAGCAAAUUAAUAACAAAGGUAAUUUUUGUGUGUGGAAAUGAGCAGAGCAGGUUGAAAAAAAUCUGGCAUUAAAGCGAGCCCACUUAACAUUUGCUGAACAGCAGUCAUAGACCUUUUUCAUAGCAGACAUUUUGACAUGUCACAGUAGGAAAAACACAGGUAUAAAUAAUAAAAUGAAUAAUGCUUCUGCUUCAGGGUCCUGGUAUUGUACAUGGCACUUGACACUUGAAUAGAACAGAGCCGUCAUUACUGUUAUCAGUAACACCUGUGCUUUUCCUACUAUGACAAGUCAAAAUGUCUUCAGUGAAAAUGGCAGUUAACAGUUAAAGGACAUUUCCAGGAUAAUAGUAAAUGCUAGUAUGUAGUGUAACAGAACCACAAUAUUUGUCCGUAAAAUAUGAAGCUACAGCCAGAAGCUGGUUAGCUUAGCUUAGCACAAAGACUGGAGACAGAGGGAAAUAGCUAGCUUGGCUGUGUCAAAUGAUAACAUAAUCCUACAGCACCUCUAAAGCUCACAAAUUAACACGUUAAUUCUUAUUUGUUUAAUCUGUACACAACACAAAGUGUAAAAACGACAAUUUGACGUUUUAACGGACGGUGACGACAAGAUUUCUGAAAGUCACUGCGCCCAGCCAAAAAAUAGUACGGCACAUAACCCCUCCGUAAAAACCACAAUAUGUCAUUUUUACUCUUUGAUUGGAAUUUUUACCUUUGGACAGAGCCAGGCUAGCUGUUUGCCCCUGUUUCCAGUCUUUAUGCUAAGCUAACCUAACUGGCAGCUGGCUGUAGAUUUACAUUUAAUAGACUCAUAUGAGAGUGGUAUCAAUCUUCUCAUCUAAAUCUCUACUAGAGAGCGAACAUGCUUAUUUCCCAAAAUGUUGAACUUUUGCUUUAAAACACAAAUAGUAUUUUGAAGAACAUACAGUAAAUUAGUUAAAACAAGUACUUUAACACAAGACACGGAUGGAUACACAGCAACAAAACGCAAUGUAGACAAACCAUAUUAUGAACAAAUUUUAAAAGCUCUUUUUCAUGUCAACCAGGUGCUACAUUCUGUUUGAUUUCAGUGACAAUCACUGUAUACUGUAGAUCUCAGAAGAAAUUAAAAAUAUAAAGAUUUCCUUUAUUCCUUAUUUCCUGGCAAGAGUACAAAACAGACUUCAAUACAUUAUUUUAAGGGAAUGUCAUACAUUUUUACAUGUAGGCUACAUGUCAAUGCUGUUCAUCACAUUUAAGAGAAUUUACCUUUGGGUGUGUAAACAUGGCAAGAUAAAAUUAAUGAGUAUAAAUAUGUUGAAUGUGCUUUGCCAUCUUCUAGGGCUCUAAGUUGCAUGUAGCACUGUACAGAAGGCGUCGAUGAACAGUUAAUCCGCACGUCUUUGUGUCAUCAUCUGUCUGCGUGUUUGUAUAUUGUGAGCAUGUAUUUAUUUGUGUGUGUUCAUUCAGAAGCUGAUAAAGGAAAAUUCGAAAUGCUGCCCUCAUAUCCAAAACACUGUAUCUGUUAUCAGUUAGGCUGUAAACAUGUCAUGUGCAUGUUUAAGGGUUUGUCUCAUAUGCUGUCUCUAUUCAGACUCUGUUUACAAAAAUCAAACCAUUUUACAGUAUUCUGUUGGAGAUAAUCUACUAGCACCCAUUCCCAUUGAGCUCAACAGGAAAUGGAAUUGUACAGCGUGUAGAUGUGUAGUGUUAUUCUCAAGCACAAUCAUACCAUCAACUGUAAUGUAAUGUAAAUAUUGCAAUGACUAUUGAUAAUAAUCUUAUUGUAUUAGAAUAGUCUGAUCCGUCUAAUGUUGUACUCGUAAUUAUUUAAUAUAGACUAGCUGUGUGUCUCACUCCAUUUUUCUGUACAUAUGAUUGUAGAUGGUUUAUUUAUCAAAAUUCAAUUUCCAAAGACAAUAUUAAAAUAUAAGGCUAUUUCUUUUUUGUUUGUAUUGCUACAGUCACAGCUGUGUUCAUCAGUAAAUGAAAAUGAACAGCUGGAUUGUUGUUUUCCAGCAUCCACUGCAUGAGGUCAUGCGUCUCAAAACAAGUCCUCCCACCACCACGCUUUCAGGUUUUGUCAUAUUUUUGCCUCCAUUUUUAAAUUUCAAUUUUCAUUUGAGAUAUGAAAGGAUGAUUAUUUUAGUCUGGUGAUGUAUAGAUAAACAAUGAACUUGAAGUAGUUGUUAUAUUAAAGAUUAAAUGCUAACUUUAAGUAACUUUUAUUCA
This is a messenger RNA of Siniperca chuatsi (mandarin fish), 5206 nucleotides long. Its product is annotated as acid-sensing ion channel 1-like. The transcript is spliced from 10 exons. Gene Ontology annotation, cellular component: membrane. NCBI's taxonomy places the organism in Eukaryota, Metazoa, Chordata, Actinopteri, Centrarchiformes, Sinipercidae. The record is from RefSeq and is a predicted model, not a curated record. Bases 806 to 2296 code for a protein of 496 amino acids. Gene Ontology annotation, biological process: sodium ion transmembrane transport.